CCAAUGAUCCUGCAUGUAUUUGCACUGGGAUUUGUUUUCCUCCUGCUUAUAAGUAUCCUUGGCAACGGUUGUGUUAUCUACAUUUUCCUAAAGCGGAAAGAAAUGAGGUCUACCUCCAACAUGUUUAUCGUCAACCUGGCCAUCUCGGAUCUCAUCAUGAUGCUGACUCAUGGGUUGCCUGUUGGAAUAAACAUUUUCUACCAACGCUACUGGAUGUGGGGUGUACUUAAUUGCAAACUUUUUGCAAUGUUGGGAGGAGUUUGCGGAACAGUAUCGAUAUUCACAAUGAUCAUGAUCGGCUACGAUCGAUACAACGUCAUUGUUAAAGGAUUAUCUGCAAAAAAGAUCACCAAAAUGAAGGCUUUCUUGAUGAUAUCCACGGUCUGGAUCUACGCUAUAUUGUCUACUAGUGGACCCUUUCUAGGCUGGGGAGCAUACUCCCUUGAAGGAUUCCUUAUCACCUGCAGCUAUGAUUAUAUAAAGGAGGAUUGGAACGCCAAGAGUUUUGUUCUAUACACGCUGAUUACUCACUUCUUUCUGCCUCUUAUUGGUGUUGUAUUCUACUAUUCACAGAUUGCCAAAGCUGUCAUCUCCCAUGAAAGAGCAAUGAAGGAACAGGCAAAAAAGAUGAAUGUUGAAUCUCUACGACAAAAGUCUGACAGCUCUGAAAAUAUGGAGGUUAAGAUUGCGAAGGUUUCAAUCACCAAUGUUCUCCUAUGGAUAGCCACGUGGUCUCCCUAUGCUAUAGUUGUAAUGAUCGGAUUAUCUGGCAGUUAUGAUACUCUUACACCAAUAUUUGCUGGACUUCCAUCUCUACUACUGAAAACAAACAGCUCUUUGAAUCCAGUUGUGUUUGCCGUUGCGCAUCCUAAGUACCGAGAGGCAAUUGCCAAGGAGUUUCCAUGUCUGGGAAUUGGUAAAGUCCCUCCUCCAGCCCGAGCUGGUGAUCCUGGAACUGUGGUUACUGCCACAUCAACAUAGAUGCUUUGGCUACCACAUCAACCAGAGAAGAAGAAAAAUAAAGAAGAAUUAUAAUCUAUGGAUAGUAUUUAGCUUUAGUAUUGAUUACAUUACAGAAUAUUAGAUUGGGACCUAUAUUAUCAAUAAAUGUAGAACAACUGUUGAAUAAACCAUAAGGCAUCUGAAA
Eurytemora carolleeae is the source of this 1147-nucleotide messenger RNA. Its product is annotated as compound eye opsin BCRH1. Gene Ontology annotation, cellular component: membrane. The transcript has 10 exons. Bases 4 to 981 code for a protein of 325 amino acids. Gene Ontology annotation, molecular function: G protein-coupled receptor activity. Gene Ontology annotation, biological process: G protein-coupled receptor signaling pathway. The record is from RefSeq and is a predicted model, not a curated record. NCBI's taxonomy places the organism in Eukaryota, Metazoa, Arthropoda, Copepoda, Calanoida, Temoridae.